Molecule: messenger RNA, 6086 nt
Organism: Ectocarpus sp. CCAP 1310/34
Lineage: Eukaryota; Phaeophyceae; Ectocarpales; Ectocarpaceae
Source: the annotation of a GenBank genome assembly
AUGGUCGUCGGCGACGGGGUUGCGAAAGACGACGAGCCAUCAGAUGAAGACGAAGGCGAAGACAACAACGACGACAGCAAUGAUAGGGGAUGGGGGCAGGGGCCCCGUGAUGCGGGAGGCGAUGGGCGGGGGGGCGGAGGGGGCGUGGCUAGGGGAGGCGGCGGCCGAAGGCGGCGGCGACAGAAACGCAACUCGAACAGUAGCAUGCGGGAGUUUUGCCAGGCCCUGCGGUCGAAGGCGGAUAGGCAGAGAAAGCACAACAAAUUCCUUAACCUUCCCGGAGGCGGACGGGUCCCCUACGACCAAGAUGCCCCCGACCUUACCCUUGACCUCGCCAACAUCGAGGGCAGACUGACCGAGAAGGAGAAGGAACACGCAGCGUGCCCCUUCUACCGCUCCAUGUCCGCGCCGAAGGUGGCCCGCGCCGCGCACGAGUUUGCCCGGCCGAGGGUGGGCCUUGCCGGCGGCCACGACGGCACCCACGCCAUCGAGGACCUCCGGGCCUUCUGCGGAAACCCGCUGCAGGCGUUGUCCAGCGAAACGAAGGUCAAGGUCAAGGCCGAGGGGCGAGCACGGCAGCACGGUGGAUGCGGUAGCGGGCACGGCAGGGGAGUCGCCGGAGGCUGCCGCAGCGGAGGCCACGGCGGCGGCGGAGGUGGCGGCGGGUGCGGCGGCGGAUGCGGCAGAAAUGGCGGUGAAUCAUGGAGGGCUACGAAUCAUUGUGGUGUUGCUGUCGGUGGCGGUGUCGGUGGUGUUGUUGGUGGUGUUGGGGCUGGCGCAGCAGCUUCUCAAGCGUAUGUUGAUCUGUCGUACGAUACUUCGGAUGAUGAUGGCGUGGGGGCUAGAGCGGCGGGAUCUGUCGUGGCAGCGGUGGGUUCGGCGGGAAGAGGCACGGGAGUGGACGUGGCCUCACCGGUGGAUUCCACAGCAGCAGUAGCAGCGACAGCAGCAGGAGGAGGACAAGGAGGACAAGGCGUGUCGGAGACGAAGGAGGACCAGGCGGAUCCCCAUUUGCUCGCGUGCCCGUACUACUUGUCCAUGGCACUGGCCAAGCAGGCUCAAAUCGUCCUGAUGCCCUACAACUACAUCCUGGACCCUUCCAUUCGCUCGGCGAUGUCGCUCGCGCUGGAGGGGGCCGUGGUGAUCCUGGACGAGGCGCACAACGUGGAGGGCGUGUGCAGGGACGCGGGAUCGCUUGAGGUGUCACUGCUGGACAUGGUGGCCAUGGCCUCGGACUUGUGCGAUUGCUCCCAGCUGACGGCGUGCAGUCUCGGUGCAAACCUGCUGCUCGAGUUCGUGAUGAAGCUCCUCUACUUCACCUCGAGGGAGUCACUCACCCUGGAGGCCUUCGAGAACGAGACGAAUUUCGAAGAACCGCCCUCGGGGGCGAGGAAGAAGCAGCAGGAGGUCAUCGAGGAGCCAGAGCCCGCAGGCGGGGCGGGCGGGGAGGGGAAGGGAGACGAGAUGAUACGGGUGACGAUGAAGAUGACUCCGGCGCUGAACAACCUGGAGAGGGUCCUCUUCGUGACCGGGCUCGCGCUGAACCAUCCCCACGACUACAGCGUCAACGUCAUGUCCUGGGACAAUGUCGAGAAGCACAAGCUCCCGGCGCACACCAGGACGUCAACGCGGCACGCCUCCUGCCCGCUGGGGAACUCUCCGUUCUCCCGGUCUAGCUAUGUUCCCGCCAAGAUGUGCCGGCUCAAUAUCUGGCUCAUGUCCCCCAGCGUGGUGUUUGACGAGGUGCCGGCACAGACCCACUCCGUCAUCCUCACGAGCGGCACGCUCAGUCCUCUCCACUCUCUAAGGGCUGAGCUUGGCAGGUCUUUCGGCGAAAGGCUUCUGCCCUUCCCUCAACAGGCGCUGGAGGCGAACCACGUCAUCAACCCUGGCCGACAGCUGCGGGUCAUCCCGGUGGGCCAUUCCCCUGACAACAAAACUUUGACGUGCAAGAAAGUCAACACGGACGACGACGAGUUCGUGGAGGAGAUCGGACGCACGGUGGUGGCCUUGGCGAAGCACAUCCCCGCGGGAGUGUUGGUGUUCCUGUCGUCCUACAAGCUGCUUCAACGGGCUGUAGCGAUCUGGCGCAAGUGCGAGGUCUGGGCGGAUUUGGAGAGGAGCAAGGGGGUCAUCGUCGAGGAGCCCGAGGCGGCCGCCGACUUCAAGGCCGCCAAGCGGCGCUACGAGGAAGCAGUCGACGGGGGCCCCGGAGGGAGGGGGAGGGGGAGCGGGGGCGCCGGCGGAAGCGCCGUCCUCCUCGCCGUGUACCGCGGGAAAAUGAGUGAGACACACACACACACACACACACCACGACACCAGAGGACAGACGCCACAGUGACGGAGUGUACACCUGCUGUUGCAGACCUUAUGAGCUCUAAGCAGAGGCGCACCAUGCCUUGUGCGGAAGGUGAACUGUGCCUUCAACAGGACAGAAUGCCGCAAGACCCUCAUGGCCACGUCUGCCAGGGAGGAUGUGGAGGGCGGCUCCACGGCAAUUACGGCAGCGUGUUUGGCGACAUCGAGACGCACCGUAUAUGCAGCACGUGCGUUACCAGGAUUGGCAAGCGCAAAGCGGCAGCAGCUGACGGUGCUGGGGUGGGAUCAUCUAAACGCCAAAAGGACAAGAGCGGUGGGAGCAAGAAGGGGGGUGUUCGUGCGCGCCCGGACAACAACACGAAGCUUGAGAUUCUCAAGCUGCUGGAUGCGAAGGUCUCUCAAGUACAGAUUGCAGACCGCUUCGGGUGCUCGGAGCGGACUGUGAAGGCUGACCGGAAGAAGGUGGAGGCUGCGACUGUUGCAGGCGGCGGCACCCAGAAAACCGCGCGCAAGGGAGACUUUCCGGAGGUGGAUGCGAUAGCUCUUAAUCUGCUCGCCAAAGCCUGGAAGGCCAAGAUGCCCGUCACACGCGAUGUCCUUCUAAGCUUCGGAAGACGGCGGCCGUCUUCCGAUCCUCCGAGGUGGAAAGACGAGGAGAUCAGCGAGUUCUUCGCAGAACUCGACAUCGAACCCGCAAAGCCGGUCGAGGGAGAAGCGGUGAGCGUCAUUCGGGGGUGGGCUACCAUCGAGGACGACGAUGAGGUGGCAGAGGCUCUUCGACUGGACGCAGUGGACGAAAUGGCGGCACUGCUGGCUGGAACGCACGUGACAACAGGCGGCGAGGAGGAGGACGAAGAGGAGGGCAGUGGCGAUGACAACACGGGGCCCGAGCGCCGUGCUCCACCUGCUUAUGCUGAGCUGUCGCCUCACUUCAGCGUCCUAGAAGCGGCAGCAGAUGAGAGUGGCAACGGAGACGCGGCGUUCUUCCUAACGAAAGCGAAGAUGGCAAUGACUGCAGCGCAUUCCGCUAAGCGGGUGCGCCAGGCAGACAUGAGAGGGGUGCAGCUGUUCUUCAACGACCACUACGCGCGGGGGGUACUGUGCGUAGGCAUCCCCUACCCCAACCUGGGGGACCCCAAGAUCGUGGCGAAGAAAUGCUACAACGAUUGGAAGAGUCUCGGGAGGAAGCCGGAGGCCAAGGACCGCGGGGGAGCCGGUCGAAGGUCGUGGCCGGACGUCUGCGCGGCCGGCGACCACAACUACGCGAGCGCCGCCGCGAAUCAAGGCCGCAGCAGCAGCAGCAGCAGUAGCAGCAGCAGCAGCGGCGGCGGCGGCGUAGUAGGCGGUGGCACCGCCGUCCGCUCCGCCGCCGGCAGUGGCGGAGCAGGAGCAGGAGCCGUUGGCAAAAGGAGCGGCGCCGGCGAUGUUGGCGGCAGCGAGGGGGCUGUUGUCAGGGAGCGCGGCGGCGGGGGAGGGGGGGGUAGACCGGCGCGGAUUGUAGCUUCGGGGCCCCCGAAGGUAUCGGCGGACGUGGAGGCGGCGGUAUCCUUAGCAGCGCUCGGGGAGGAACCUGCGGUGAUGACGGAGAUGGCGGCGGCAAAAGCGGAGACAGGGGAGACGGCGGCGGAGGCGGCGGUGGCGGAAGCGGCGGAGGCGGAAGCGGCGGCGGCGGAAACGGCAGCGUCGAGGGCGGCGGCGAAGGCGGCGGCGAAGGCGGCACACGAGGCCGGGAAGGCGCUACUGAGCGGGUCGAACUGGUACGCCCAGGAGGCGUAUCGAGCCCAGAACCAGGCACUCGGGAGGUGCAUCCGUCACGUCUACGACUACGGGGUGAUAUGCCUCAUCGACGAGCGCAUUCGUGCGGGUGAAUGGAAGCACGUGAAGUUCCUCGCGAAGUGGAUGCGCGACCUCCGCGGCGACUACCCGAGCUUUGAGCACGUGGUGGACACGAUCGACCAGUUCUUCGCGAGCGCCCCGGGCUUCGUGCGGGAAGAGAAGGAGCGGGCGGUAGUGUUGAGACAACAGGCGAGUGUCCGGCGACGACGGGCUAUGGAGACGGCGGCGGCCGUUGCGGCUCAAGGUGCACCUGGAGGUAGCGGCGGCGACGGCGGCGGCCGCCUGAUGUCGGGGGAACCAGAGAGCCCCCGUGGGGAUGGAGGUAGAAGCUGCGCCCCUGGCGAUCUGGGGAGGCGAUUCGGAGAACGGCGGGGCAGGAAACAGCGGCGGCAGCGGUAGCGGUGGCACCCUCAGCAGUAGCUGUAGCACAACUGCGGCCGGAAGAGGCGGCGGCGGCGGCGUCAGACGGCCCUUGUCCGUCGUCGACGAGGGCGUACGAAAUCACCGGCAGCGCAACGAGCCCUACGCUGUUGUGAUCCCCCCCUCCUCCUUUGACUGUAGGUCACGCCACCCCCACCGGUGGUCUGUCCUCGUCCGUGAGUGGCCAGCCGGCGAGCGACAAGGCCGCCCGUGACUGUUCGGGCAAAGCUGCCUUCUCCUUAUCGGAGGGCACUAGCGGUGAGGCCCCCGUUGGACAGCUUGUUGGCGGUGUCUACGGGGAUCGCGACCGAGGUUUUGUUGGGUGUGGUAGUGGUGGUGGUGGUAGCGGUAGUAGUGGUGGCGGUAGCGGUAGCGGUGGUGGUGGUAGGAGGCGUAGCGCGGAGGUGCAAGAGGACGGCGACGACAGCGACGUGGUGGACCUGACCGCCAUGGACGUGGUCCUGACGCAAGAGCACGAGGAGGAGUCGGCUGCCUCCCUCAUGUAUGACAUGACGAUGUAGACAGAGCCACGGAUGGAUGAUGUAUGAUGGCAUUAGGGAUCAAGUUGCAAAGGAAGAGAGCUUUGAGUCUUUCAGUGUGUGGGCAUUUGGUCUUUUUCCUUGCAUGUGUUAGCACUACGCCCGUGCGUGUAUAGUAUGGCAGCGGCCUUAAUAGAACGCGGCGCGGUGCUACAUAAAAGCGGCUCCUCCCUGACGGUGGCGAACGUACUGUAAUUUUUUGGUGUCCAAAUAGAACGCCGCGCCCCAGGUGUUGAGUGAAAAUGAAAGUAUGUGUUUCGGAGGGACGUCUCCGAGCCUCGGGCUGCGGAAACAGCGAACAAUUUUCCGACGUGUGUAUCACGGAUGACCACCCGUUGCUACGGAAGAGGAGAAGACAAGAACGAGAGGGGCGCCCUAAAAACAAAAUGAGGAAGCGGAUACCAACAGAAGUUGAUCAGACCUUCGUUGCCCAGUCUCUAGUGAUGAUGUAGCGCUGGCGUGGCGCACAACCGGGCGUUUCUGAAUCAACAGUAGUGGCUCGCGGUGUCCAUGACGUGGUUGCGGGUGAAAGCAGCGCCACCGACGAAGUGGUUGGUAUAACUGCGGGGCGCCGCGGCCGUCGCGUUCGCGUGUCCGUAGUCUGGUUAGCUUUUGUGUGGUGUGCCAAGGCACGGUGGUGGUGGUGGACUGUGGCAUCCUCAUGAGGGACGGGCGCCACUCUUGCUCGCUUUGACUUUGUUGGCGUCAUGGCCCGCUCACGUCGGGGGUUCUCAGUGAGCCAAACGUAAGUACUAUACCAGGAGGACCACGAGAGGGAAAAAAGUCUAGGGUAAAUUAACAACAAACGUGUCGCGAUUAGUGAACCAGGCGUUGGAUUGCUGCCCAAGCGACUGGGUGCGGGGAAUCGUUUUGUGGACUGUGGAUUAGAUAAAUAAUAGCCCGGGGGUUUGCCCCGCCCUCACCUGAAGCCCUGUUCUCUUCUUGCCAGCGGCUUCGCAAGGGCCGUCCCAC